Aspergillus caelatus is the source of this 588-nucleotide messenger RNA. RefSeq lists its product as uncharacterized. The record is from RefSeq and is a predicted model, not a curated record. NCBI's taxonomy places the organism in Eukaryota, Fungi, Ascomycota, Eurotiomycetes, Eurotiales, Aspergillaceae. Bases 44 to 367 code for a protein of 107 amino acids. The transcript is spliced from 4 exons.
UCUAAUAAGGACUAUCCAUAAUUCUAAUACACCCACACUCAACAUGCAGAUCACUAAGUCGCUCAUCGCAACCACCGUUGUACUCUACACUUCUGUUGUUCUUGGAGAAACGGUUAAUAUUGCCUAUACCUCCAAUGGUGACUUCUACCAGGAGAAAAUCGAAGCAGAAAAGCUCACAAAAUUAGAACAUCCAGGAGUCUUGACUGAUAUCCAAAACACAGCUAACUGCGUUUUGUGGCGUCAUCACCCUAACCACCCUCCCGACUAUCAGGCUAAACGGGGCUCAAAUAUCGUUAUCCCGCCCCAGCAGCUUGAUUAUAUCUACUGCUAUGAGCCGAGCGGUGCCUGGGUUAACUACGUGUGGUAGUUUAACAAGGAGGAAGAUAUUCUUGUUCUCCUGAGUAGGCACUGCUGGAGAUGGACCUGCAACUGGGCAAAUGAAAUGAGGCAUUUGUACCUGAGUCUGGCUCUGGUAUAGGUUUUUCUCCAUAUUAUAGGUUUUACUAUGCCUUCAUCAAAUGCAAAGGGUCCUUAUAUCUAUCACAUUACUUUAUUUUAUGUAUUUUGUAACUCGUAAUAACAAGUGAU